Messenger RNA from Acanthamoeba castellanii str. Neff, 600 nucleotides. Its product is annotated as alpha-aminoadipate aminotransferase family protein. Gene Ontology annotation, molecular function: L-kynurenine:2-oxoglutarate transaminase activity; pyridoxal phosphate binding. The record is from RefSeq and is a predicted model, not a curated record. The transcript has 6 exons. The coding region runs from base 1 to 600 and encodes 199 amino acids. Lineage: Eukaryota; Discosea; Longamoebia; Acanthamoebidae. Gene Ontology annotation, biological process: biosynthetic process.
AUGCAGCGAGCGUUGGCAUCGAGCGGAGCCUCCCGCAUCACGGACUACGAGCCGUUCUUGAGCGUGACGUCCAAGCGACGUCAGCCCUCCCCCAUCCGCUCCCUCCAGCCCCUCCUUGAGCUGCCCGGCAUGAUCUCGCUGGGUGGUGGCAUGCCCAACACGUCGUUCUUCCCCAUCAAGGGGGUGGACGUGCACCUGACGGACGGCACCACCCUCCCCAUCCAGGGCGCCGACAUGAACGCCGCCCUCCAGUACUCCUCCUCGUACGGUGUCACGGAGUUCGUGGAGUGGCUCAAAGACUACCAGACGCGCGAGCACCACCCGCCCUACGCUUCGAGGAAGGACUGGCACGUGUGCGUGACGAACGGGUCGUCGGACGCCAACGCCAAGGCCUUCGAGAUGCUCAUCGACCCCGACGACUACGUCCUCGUCGAGAACCCCACCUACAGUGGGUCGCUGGCGGGGCUGCGGCCGCUCGGGUGCCGGCUGGUGGGUGUGGAGACCGACCACUCGGGCCUCUCGCCUACCCACCUCCGCUCGCUCCUCGACUCGUGGCCCGUCGACCGCCCCAAGCCCAAGGUGCGCUUGUGCUGUACGUGA